Fibroporia radiculosa is the source of this 1008-nucleotide messenger RNA. RefSeq lists its product as uncharacterized. Bases 1 to 1008 code for a protein of 335 amino acids. Lineage: Eukaryota; Fungi; Basidiomycota; Agaricomycetes; Polyporales; Fibroporiaceae. The transcript is spliced from 9 exons. Gene Ontology annotation, molecular function: oxidoreductase activity. The record is from RefSeq and is a predicted model, not a curated record.
AUGCGCGCCGUACUUGUGAAAGAUGGAAAAGGCCCCGUUGAGAACCUUUACCUUGGAGAGGCGCCAACGCCGACGCCAAAGGAAGACGAAGUUUUGGUGAAGAUCAGGGCUUUUGGCUUGAAUCGCAUGGACAUCAGCCAGCGCAAUGGAGGCUACAAUCUGCCUCCGGGCGCGUCGACCAUCCUCGGCGUCGAGUUCUCCGGGCACGUAUCCGCGCUCGGUGCAGGCGUUACGGGGUGGAAGGAGGGCGACGAGGUCUUUGGCCUUGCCUCAGGGGGCGCCUACGCGGAAUUUAUCGCCGUGCCUCAGAGGAAUCUGAUGCGAAAGCCAGCCCACCUGUCCUGGACGGAAGCUGCCAGCGUCCCUGAAAACUUCCUGACUGCUUUCCAGGCGCUGGCUCUGAUAGCCGAGAUUAAGAAGGGCGACCACGUCCUCAUCCAUGCUGGUGCAUCCGGUGUCGGGGUAGCUGCCAUUCAGCUCUCUCGUCUUCUCGGCGCGGCCACGGUUACCGCGACGGCUUCUAGUACGGAAAAGCUGGAUUGGCUGUUGUCGCUGCCGAACGGUGCCACACAUGCGGUGAACUACAGGACCCAGGAUUUUGCAGCAGAAACCAAAAAGGCAACCGGGGGAAAGGGCGCGGACGUCGUCGUCGACCUCGUCGGGCAGAGCCACUGGCACAAGAACAUCGAGGCCUUGGCUCUUGAUGGGAGGAUGGCCAUCAUUGGUCUCUUGAGCGGUUCUGAGGUGGCAACGCUCAAUAUGAGCAUAUUGCUGUACAAACGCCUGCGGAUACAAGGUUCCACGCUACGCUCCCGUUCUGCUGAUUAUCAGGCCGCGCUGAUUGCGAAAUUUGGGCAUGAUGUCCUGGACAGCAUCACGAACGCCACGGGCGGCGGUGCCGUGCGGACUUACAUUCACGAGGUGUUUCCCUGGACAAAAAUUCAGGAAGCUCAUCAUGAGAUGGAAGCAAACAAGAAUAGUGGGAAGAUUAUCGUGGAAGUGGUGUAA